Messenger RNA from Penicillium subrubescens, 2447 nucleotides. RefSeq lists its product as uncharacterized. The coding region runs from base 1 to 2001 and encodes 666 amino acids. The record is from RefSeq and is a predicted model, not a curated record. The transcript is spliced from 3 exons. NCBI's taxonomy places the organism in Eukaryota, Fungi, Ascomycota, Eurotiomycetes, Eurotiales, Aspergillaceae.
AUGGUGGAAUCCCUGAGAAAUGCCCCGCCGGCUGGUUCCAGUCACCGUUGUGAAGAGCAGCCAGCAUGCUCGAGCAACACCGAUACCGAAAAAUACCCAUCUUCUUCGUCUUCGUCAUCCCCAGUGCAUCCAAUUGCUCAGCUUCAAGGUCCCUUUGAAGAAUCUAUAGCCGAAGCUGUGCCUGGCUUGGCUAGUGAGUGGAUUGUGGAACUCGAUGCGCAGACACGUCGGCGGGAUUUACUGGAGAAUGACGAGUACGAGCGGUUAUGUGGGAGGAAAUGGCGGCAGAGGGAGAGUGAAAAAUACCACCCAUUCUGGAAGCUGGUCUCCCAGAUGGUAUUCGGUGUCCAUCUCCUAGCCAAACGACAAGCCAAAUCUCCCGCGGCAGUCAUGCAAAUCCUCCAAGGCCACGUCGACGAACUAGAUGGCUUCCUCCAACGAACGACCGAGGAUUUUCUAAUUAUCCACCUGGAUGUACGCACACGAAUCCAAUAUCUCAGCCUCCCACUCGGCAAUCUCGCCCUCUUCGACGAGAUGCUGGAGGACCGCAAUUUCCGACUUGCGCUGGUAUCCUACAAUGACCAGAUCGAGCAUGCGGUUGAGCGAUUCACGCUGGCGAUAACGGAUGCCCUCAAGGAUUUGCGAAAGGGAAAAGAGGCUAUGGGUGCGUUGUGGCAUUAUCUGCAGCAGUUGGGGAAUGAGGGGUGUUUUGAGACGGAUAGUCUUCGGGCUUUUUAUCAGGCUAUGAUGGAGAAUAUGGAGGGGUGGGUUGUGGCUUUGUCGAAGCUGAGGAGGCGUGGAGCGGCACUGCAAAAGGCAUUGGGUCAGCUUGCUUUUGCAGUUAUUGAAAUGCAGCGGCGGGUGGGUGUGGCUAGUCGGAAGGAUGUUUGCUCUCUCGUGAAGACUGCCAACAGAGCCUCGACACGGCCCAUGUCAGUCCGACAACGACUCUUCACAAGAAGUCCCGGUCCAGGCACACCUGGCCGCCGACCUAUUUCCGAAAAACCACUCCCUCGCGACCCAUUAUCAAAGCCCAAGUCCCGACCCGCCUCGCGAAACCUUGACGAUAGUCUCGUCGCGGAGCAAAGCCAUGCCGACCCCAACAGUACUGCCAAAUACUCCAGACGAAACAGCAUCAUGCCCCGAGUCCUCAAUCGAGCCAGAUCAUGCAGCGCCCUCAUAGAGGAAAACGAAAGCAACACCACCAACCCCUCUCCACCACGCACACCAUCCAGACUCACCCGGAAACUCUCCCGACCAUUCCUCCCCAAACGCUCCGUCAGCGAUAAAACAGACACGCAUAACCGACCAUCGACAGCACCAGCGCAAACUCUUAAAACGAGAAGUGCCUCGAUAGAACAACUCAAAGCACUAUGGGCAAAUGGCCGUCCACGAACUCAGCAGUCAAUGGGUAGACCACCACCUGCAGCAGCAGGAGGAGUUCCUCCUCCAUCACGACCACAAACCUCCCAACGAAAGUACUCCCACUCCCAACCAGACGGCCUCGACACAAUGAAAGACCAAAUCUCCCACUUCCUAAAAACAGACCGCGUCGUCGAAGCGUGGGAUAAUAUCGCCAAAACGGCAAAUUGCUGUGGCACCACCUUGGCAAAAACAAAAGAAUGGCCGAGUAGUAUCUUCCGCACAAACACAAAGUCUUCUGAGAAUCUACACGCCGGACACUCACACGGACGACAUGCCUCUGGAAGUGGCGGAGCCGGAUUGUCAACCGCUGGCGCACUCGAACGACAAAUGUCCUGGACCCAAGAACCCGAAUUCCUGAGUACGUACUCCUUCAAACAACGGCCGGAGAUAUCGCCACGGAUUCAUGUAUUGUCUAUUGCUAUUGAUGAGGAGUUGGAGAAGAGUUUUGAUAUGAGUGUGAAUGGGAAUGAGGAUGUUGCGGAGACCGGGUCGAUUAUUACUGCGUUACCUGCUGUGCCUAUUCCUGCAGUGCAGGGUAGUAUGGCUUCGCCGCGGACGGUUGGGGCUCUGGCUUGAUGAUCAGGGUUUUUAUCUUACAUGAUGGGCAAUCCAUCAUUACAUCCAUAUACUUUACUUUCUAUGAUGCGGUGAGGCGACGCAAGCCCAGGUUUUCUUGUUUUGUGGGGAGUUUGGCUUCACUUUCACCUCAAAUUGGUUACGGUACAUUGGUCUGGUUCCAGAGGAUAUAUCUCCUAUGUCAGCGUCAUUUGCGCAAGUCAAAGUCCGGCAUCAUACAGCAUCGCACAAAUCAUCAACGCUGGCUCGUUGCUCAUUAGAUUAGCUUCCUUUAUAUACCCAAUCGCGCAUAUCGCAAUCUCAUUUUCAUUCUCACAGCAUUCCAUCAUUUCUAUCCUCAAGAGGAAGAGUAGAGAUCAGGUAUUAAGGUACUGGGCGUUUCCCAUCGCAGCGACAUACUGAGACGGGGAAUAGGCAGGGAUCUUGUAAACUGUUGAAAAGUGAGG